Messenger RNA from Beauveria bassiana ARSEF 2860, 1524 nucleotides. Its product is annotated as DnaJ domain-containing protein. Gene Ontology annotation, molecular function: nucleic acid binding; zinc ion binding. The coding region runs from base 1 to 1524 and encodes 507 amino acids. Gene Ontology annotation, cellular component: cytoplasm. Lineage: Eukaryota; Fungi; Ascomycota; Sordariomycetes; Hypocreales; Cordycipitaceae. The transcript is spliced from 2 exons. The record is from RefSeq and is a predicted model, not a curated record.
AUGGGCGCUUCUCAGUCUACAUCGCAAGGAAAUCCAGGGCCCAGCUCAACCACCACUAAAACAUGCUAUUACGAGCUUAUCGGUGUUGACCGCGACGCGAGCGAGACCGACAUCAAAAAAGCCUACCGAAAAAGAGCACUGGAGCUUCAUCCAGACAGAAACUUGGGAGAUGUGGCUGCUGCAACUCAUAAAUUUGCCGAACUGCAGUCCGCAUACGAUAUAUUAUCGGAUUCUCACGAGAGAUCAUGGUACGAUGCCCAUCGGGAUGCUAUUCUCAUUGGACAAGACAUCACUGGUGAUGGAGCGGAGCCGACCUCGAUCAGAAAUGUUCGCAUCACGUCAGCCGAGGAAAUCAUGAGCCUCAUACGGAAAUUCAAUUCGAGUAUCCCAUUUAACGAUGACCCCAUUGGAUUUUUCAGUAUUGCCAGAGAGACAUUUGAGCAUUUGGCUUUAGAAGAAGAGGUCGCCGCAGCACAAGAAAACGUCGAUGCGAUCGAUUACGCUUCUUUUGGCCAGUCAGAAGAUACUUACGAGGAGGUUGUAAAACCAUUCUACGCCUCUUGGGCAGGUUUCGCGACCAAAAAGACGUUUUCGUGGAAGGACAAGUAUCGAUUGUCGGAUGCCCCGGAGAGGCAAGUUCGGCGAUUGAUGGAUAAGGAGAAUAAGAGAUUACGCGAGGAUGGGGCACGGGAGUUCAACGAUGCUGUGAGAUUCCUUGUGGCAUUUGUCAGGAAAAGAGACCCGCGUUAUAUCCCCAAUCUUCAAACGGAAGCACAACGGCAAGAAGCCUCCCGUGUGGCCGCCGCGGCGCAAGCAGCAAGAUCUCGCGCCGCGAAUAUAGAGCGCAUGGCAGACUAUGAGUUGCCAAAUUGGGCCACGUCUCGAGACACCCAUUCAGAUGGAGGGGAAUUCUCCUCAUCAGAAGUUGAGUCGGAGGUGGAAAUACUGGAGUGUGUGGUCUGUGACAAGAAUUUCAAAAGCGAAAAGCAACUCCAGGCUCAUGAGCGUAGUAAGAAGCAUUCGAAAGCCGUGCAGCUGCUACGAUGGCAGAUGAGGAAAGAAGGUGUUGAGUUACAGUUGAAUGAUGACCCAGCGUGGGCCGAAGGACAUGGCCAUGCAGCUGCUUUGCGCGACAAAAGAUAUUCACCCAAUCCAGACCAUGCAAAGCAAGAACUUCCACUCUCUUCAGUCUCGAUUCAGGCUGAUAGUGAGUUCGAUAAGGAUCCAGCCCUCUCAGCUGGCCAUUCGGAUGGGGACGAUGACUACGCGCCAAGAGACACCCUCAUAAAUCGGAUGGUAAACGGCCAGCUAAGUGCCACCGACACCCCUACUCAGCCGCUCGGGAAUAGCGUCGACGAGUUAUCGACCACUGCUUCUUCUAUGACCAUUGAUCCGGGGAACGGCACGAGGAAAGUCGGCAAAGCUAGGGCGAAAAGAGAACGGAAGGCCAAGGCCUCACAGCACGGCGAGGGUUCCAAAGUAUGUACGAUACCGCGCCUUACAGAUUGGGUCAAUACUGACUGA